This is a messenger RNA of Fusarium verticillioides 7600, 1659 nucleotides long. Its product is annotated as quinate permease. Bases 1 to 1659 code for a protein of 552 amino acids. NCBI's taxonomy places the organism in Eukaryota, Fungi, Ascomycota, Sordariomycetes, Hypocreales, Nectriaceae. Gene Ontology annotation, cellular component: membrane. Gene Ontology annotation, molecular function: carbohydrate:proton symporter activity. The transcript has 2 exons. Gene Ontology annotation, biological process: carbohydrate transport; transmembrane transport. The record is from RefSeq and is a predicted model, not a curated record.
AUGGGUAUCUCCGUCAACAACAUCUUCGCCGUCAAUGAGGACAGGCCGACUCCCAAGUCCGUUUACAACUGGCGCGUGUACGUCUCCGCUGCCAUCGCGUCCUUCGCAUCAUGCAUGAUCGGCUACGACUCCGCCUUCAUCGGCACGACGAUCGCGUUGCCGAGCUUCACGGAGGAAUUCGACUUUGCCUCGUACGAACCCAAUGACCUCGCUCUUCUCAAGUCCAACAUCGUCUCCGUCUAUCAAGCCGGUGCUUUCUUCGGCAGUCUAUUCGCAUACAUCACAUCGUAUUUCAUCGGUCGACGAUACUCCCUUAUUGCGUUCAGCUUUGUUUUCAUGCUGGGCGCGGGUAUGAUGCUUGGCGCUAAUGCUGAGCGUGGCUUGGGUCUUAUUAUCGGUGGUCGUGUUCUUGCUGGUGUUGGUGUUGGCGCUUGUUCGAAUAUGGUUCCCAUCUACUGCUCUGAGCUGUCUCCUCCUGCUAUUCGCGGUCGCCUUGUUGGUAUCUAUGAGCUUGGCUGGCAGAUUGGUGGCCUUGUCGGCUUCUGGAUCAACUAUGGACUUGCUGAAACCAUGGCUCCUAGCCACAAGCAGUGGAUCAUUCCCUUCGCGGUCCAGCUCAUUCCCGCCGGCCUGCUGCUCUUCGGUUCCUUCUGGAUCAAGGAGUCGCCUCGUUGGCUCUUCUCCAAGGGUCGUCGUGAGGAAGCCAUGAAGAACCUGUGCUGGUUGAGACAGCUGCCCGCCAAUGACCUCUAUCUCGUUGAAGAGGUCAGCUAUAUCGACCAGGAACUCGAGCGAUACAACAAGGAGGUCGGCCCUGGUUUCUGGAAGCCCUUCACUGCGCUCAAGAGCCGCAAGGUCCAGUGGCGUUUCUUCCUCGGCGGCAUGAUGUUCCUCUGGCAGAACGGUUCCGGCAUCAACGCUAUCAACUAUUACAGCCCUACUGUCUUCAAGAGCAUCGGUAUCCAGGGCACCAACACCUCUUUCCUCACCACCGGUAUCUUUGGUGUCGUCAAAACCGCUAUCACCAUCAUCUUCAUCCUGUUCCUGAUCGAGACCGUUGGACGCAGAAAGUUGCUUAUUAUCGGUUCAGUUGGUGGUUCCCUCUGCAUGUGGUUCAUCGGUGCCUAUAUUAAGAUUGCAGACCCCGCUGCCAAGGUUGCUGCUGCUGCUGCUGACGGAACUGAGGCUCCCAAGAUGACGAGCGGUGGAAUCGCUGCCGUUUUCUUCUUCUACCUUUGGACUGCCUUCUACUCCCCUACAUGGAACCCCAUUCCCUGGGUCCUCAACUCUGAGAUGUUCAACGAAAACUCUAGAUCACUCGGUCAAGCUUCCGCUGCUGCCAACAACUGGUUCUGGAAUUUUAUCAUCUCCCGCUUUACUCCCCAGAUGUUCCUCAAGAUGGGCUACGGCGUCUACUUCUUCUUCGCGUCGCUCAUGGUCCUCUCUUCCAUCUUCGUCUUCUUCUUCAUCCCCGAGACCAAGGGUCUGCCUCUUGACACCAUGGAUCGUCUCUUUGAGAUCAAGCCUGUGUGGAAGGCUCAUGGCCAACUGUCUGAGGAGCUGAUGCUGCAGGAGGAGGAGUUCCGACGCAAUGCCGAGGGUGCCGACCUUACUGCUGAGAAGACCCGAGCUAUGGCUGAAGAGACCGAGCAGGUUUAA